ACGACUAGGCCCGCCCGGCACCGCCUCCUCGGGAGCUGCCGGUGGACGGAGCCGCCUGGGCCGGGUGUGUGGCGAGCCGGAGCCCGGAGCAGCCGCCUGGGCCGGGCGGGCCGGUUCCCCCGUCUCCCAGAGCUCGGCGCAGGGACCCCCCAGCCCGUCCCGCUCGGAGCGGCGGCCCCAUGGAGAGCGCGCGGCCUGGCGGGGCCCCCCCCGGGGCCGGGCCCGGCUCCUUCCCCGCGCUCUUCCCCCCGGGGCUGCACGGCAUCUACGGCGAGUGCCGCCGCCUCUACCCCGAGCAGCCCAACCCGUUGAGAACCACUGCUCUAGCUGAAUACUGGUUGGGGGGACCAGAUCCUCUGGACUACGUUAGCAUGUACAGGAACUUGGGAAACCCAGCAUUGAAUGUUCCUGAGCACUGGCAUUAUGUCAGCUUUGGGUUAAGUGACUUGUAUGGAGACAACAGAGUUCACGAAUUUACAGGAACGGAUGGGCCAAGUGGUUUUGGAUUCGAGUUGACGUUUCGACUAAAGAGAGAAACGGGGGAGUCAGCGCCACCUACAUGGCCGGCAGAGUUAAUGCAAGGCUUAGCCAGAUACGUCUUCCAGUCAGAAAAUACCUUCUGCAGUGGCGACCAUGUAUCAUGGCACAGUCCUUUGGACAACAGUGAAUCCAGAAUCCAGCAUAUGUUGCUGACUGAAGAUCCUCAAAUGCAACCAGUACAGACCCCUUUUGGGGUUGUUAAUUUCCUACAGAUCGUUGGGGUUUGCACUGAGGAGCUGCAUGCAGCACAGCAGUGGAAUGGACAGGGGAUCUUGGAGUUGCUUCGGACUGUGCCCGUUGCUGGAGGCCUGUGGCUGAUAACCGAUAUGCGAAGAGGAGAGACCAUAUUUGAGAUUGAUCCGCAUCUGCAAGAGAGAGUCGAUAAAGGGAUUGAGACAGAUGGCUCGAACCUGAGUGGAGUGAGCGCCAAAUGUGCCUGGGAUGAUCUGAGCCGGCCCCCAGAGGAUGACGAAGAUAGUAGAAGCAUUUGCAUUGGAACGCAGCCACGACGGCUGUCUGGGAAAGAUACAGAGCAAAUCAGGGAGACUUUGCGGAGAGGGCUUGAGAUUAACAGCAAACCUGUUCUACCUCCAAUAAACGCACAAAGACAGAAUGGGUUGAACUAUGAUCGAGCACCAAGCCGUAAGGAUAGUUUAGAGAGCGAGAGCUCAGCAGCUAUCAUUCCUCACGAGCUAAUCCGCACAAGACAGCUUGAGAGCGUGCACCUGAAAUUCAACCAGGAGUCUGGAGCACUGAUUCCACUUUGUCUAAGGGGCAGGCUGCUACAUGGACGGCACUUUACAUAUAAAAGUAUUACAGGGGAUACAGCAAUCACGUUUGUAUCGACAGGAGUAGAAGGAGCCUUUGCUACAGAGGAGCAUCCUUAUGCAGCCCAUGGGCCUUGGUUACAAAUCCUGUUGACUGAAGAGUUCGUAGAAAGAAUGCUGGAAGACUUAGAAGAUCUGACUUCUCCAGAGGAAUUUAAACUUCCAAAAGAGUACAGCUGGCCUGAAAAGAAACUGAAAGUCUCCAUCUUACCAGAUGCUGUGUUUGACAACCCUCUGCAUUAGAGCUGAAUUACACCCUUCUGACAUCUGGGAGAGCCAAGUGACUGUACAUUGCUCAGUGACUCACAGGAUAAUUAAUGCAGUAAGAACUAUGCCUUCAAAUAAAGUAGAUUGCUGCACAACCACUGCAAACAGAAGAGGAGUUACACAACACCAACCCAGACAGAACUGGACAGUGCUGGGCCAUUUCUUCCCCAUCCUUUCCUGGGCUGAACUCUCCGGGAACAGCCUGCGUAUGUUUGAGUGCAAGUGAGAAAUAUUUAACUAUGAAAAGUAGUGGUAAGAAUUUUUUCCCUGUUCUAGCUGGCUACAAAUAUCCCUGCAGUCUUCGCCCAGGGUGUAGAUACCUUGUACGCCUAUAUUUACAUACGCACUCUGCCAGGUGCAAGCCCAUGGAUUAAAUGUUCUCUACAUGACUUUGGAAUCCUUUUGGUUAGCCAAACUUUUACCGACUGCAGAACUAUUCCUCCAGGGGCUGUUUUGUCUUUUCAGAAACGGAAUGGUGUUAACGAGGCCAGAAGCUCGCACGCUUCAUUUAAAGAUGAACUCUCAAGUUUAGUCAAAAAACAAACCCAAACCCUCCCUGCUGCUAGAAUUCGGAAAGGUCUGAGUGUUGAGCUCGGUCUGAUUAGCUCUGGUAUCGCUGCAAACAGAGGCAACUUUCUUCUUGCACAUCCUGUCCUAGCGUAUGAAUGUAUGCAUGAGCCCCGGAGAAGGUUGUGACCUCUGCUUUUGCACAAGCAGGAGGAAGAGAGACUACCGGGGCAGAGGAGGAGAUCUCCUGUUUACAGAAUGUUUAUCUUUCAAGGGAUGCUGUCAAGUAUUUUUUCCUUGCUAUUGUACAGAAUCCCUUUGAAUCCUAGAAGUGGGAAAGGAUCUGUAUGUUCCGAGGGGCCACGCUCCAGGAACCAGAGGGCUGCUCUAAAUUGUUUAAUGUGGAGAUCGGAUCCACCCUCCCCAUCAACAGAGAGAGCCACCAGAAAGCCCUACCUGCACUACAAAACAAACCCUGCUGGGGACCCGCUUACAGCACAGUUGUCCUUAGCACAGUUCCAUCUUACCAGACUCUGUGUUCGACAACCUGUGUGCACAUGGGACCGUAGCCAUGUGCUAAGGAUUUGAACCUUGCUUUAACGAUUGGGGGAUGAGCAGGCUGUAACCGGGGCCCCCAAGUUAUAUUGUAGUAUGAGCUUCAGGUUCUGCUUCCAACAUGACACUUCCUCUUGGUCCCAGUGGCCUCCCUUAGACCAAGAUGGAGCACGUGUGCUGAGAGCUUUUGUCUCUGCAGGUUGCAUCCUGGUACCGAAGAGCAGGCCGUUGGUGGGUGCAUUGCAGAUGGGCUGCAGGCUACCCCAUGCUUGAGUCCUUCCCCUGCCAAUCCUGGAUUGUUCUCUAAAGUAGAUUCACCAGUGCUUUCUCAGACAGAUUCACACUGGAAUACAGUCACUUCUAAUUAUGUGGGGGCAGAUUUCUCCCCCCACCCUUUCCCACUCACAAGCUAACAUGGCCGUUUCUUCGUCUCUGGUUGUACACAAUACAGUGGUCUUAACAUGGCUGUGGCAACAACUUUUAACAACUGACUGCCUUUGAUCAAACCGCAAUGGCUAAAACUGGCCCAUACCUCACAGAAGCUGGUUGUUGUUGUUGUUGUCUUAAUUUCUUCCCAACAAAGUGGGAUUUUGUCAAGAUUUUUAAAAUCUAUUUUGGAGCUGGUUGCUGUAGGAUGUAUAGUCCUGUGGUUGAGGCAUGUAUCUAGGAGCCGAGAGGUCUGACUCUGGAUUUCCUGUGUGAGUGUAGGCAAAUCACUUCACUUCCUCCUCUGCAAAUGAGGAUAAUAUUCCUGGGGGGUGGGUUGGGAUGCCUAGACCAUUAGCAUCUGUGAAGUGGACCAAGAUUCUCAGAGGGAGGUACAAGUACCAUUAUUUUUAUUAUUAUUUAAGGAAAGCCAAAUCCAGAUCCUACGUUGCUUAACAGCUUCCUUUUUACAAAGCUAUGAAAGCAAUUUCGAUGUAAAUUAGUCUGUCAUUUUGUCUGAACUCAGAGGAUCAUCUUGAAAUGAUAUUUUUUAAGAGCAGAGUUUCCAAUCUCCGGGCCAGCCAGAGUGAUUUUUGUGUUGUGGCAGUCUGCAUUUAUCCAGGAGAAUCUUUGGCUGACUUGCAGCGUCCCAUUUAGUAUGAAAUGUGUAUGCAGUGCCGGUCUGUUCUGUUCCUUAAUGUUGGUGGGAGUUGUAGAUGCAUUUCCAGGGGCCAGUGGACUAGAGAGAGACUGAAAAUUGGCAUGCAAAUCUACCAACCCAGGCACAAAAUAGACUCCCCUCCUCACCUCACUGUGAAGAAAUAGUGGCAUCAUGCCAAUCAGAAAAGGAGGAAAGCGGACAAUGAAGACUUUGCCCUAAAUCCACAGAUUUCAAAGAGCGGCCCAUGAACCAAACACUUGCCAGUGGUGUUUGGAGAACUGGCUGAUUGCCACAGGGCCGGCUCCUCUUCCUUCUUUCCAGCUGCGAAGUCUCAUUAAGAGAAGCUGAAAGCACAGGACUUUCCUAGAGUGAUUUGUCCAUGUCAGCAAUUGCUGCUGUUCCCACAGAAGUCACAAAGGGGCAGAGACCAGGAGGCCAUCUGAGUUCUGUCUCUCUGCCCUAACUCGAGUUGAGACGCUUUGAAACCUUCCCACGAGACACAUGAGCGAGUGCCGGACUGUAGGUAAAAUACUUUCUCUCUGCAGGAUUUUUCUCCAAAUCUGCCUCUCCCAUGAUUGUUCUUCCGUUCUGCAUUCACUCCUGUUUAUCGCUGUGGGUUGGAUGUUGGUUGGUUUCAGAGGGGGAUGUGAAGGGAUCACACUGAGGCUUGGCCUACGCUACACAGGUAGGUCGAUGUAAGCUGCCUUGUGUCGACCUAGCUGUGGAAGUGUCUUCGCUCCAGUUUGGCUCCUGACGAUGUAAGUGGCUGUCUACACCGAUUUACUAACAUCACCUUCCCAAGCAGGGUAGAGUCACAGUCAAUGUCAUUAGGUUGACCCAAUGUCAGUGUAGACACUGUGUCGCUUAUGUCUACUGUUAUUGGCUUUCAGGAGCCGUCCUGCAAUGCCCCACACGGACAAUACAAUCUAUACAGGCGCUCCUGGGGAGGAUGUGUGCUGCCAACACAAAUGCACACUCACGAGUGAUUUAAUAACUCCGGUGGCUGUCUGCCGUAAUAAAUUCAGUUGACAUAAUUUUGUAGUGUAGACAUGACCCGAGUGCUUUGGAAAUCCCAGCUAUACCCAUGUGUUUUUGUUUAUAUGUCAUGUAUUUAUAUCUAGUCAUCAGUAUUUGAGUUAUGACCAGUUGGCAAGAUAGGUACCUUUGAUUUGUAAGACACUUUCUCACAAACCCUAUUCUUAAAGCCUCGCUGGCUGCCAAAUUACAUUUUGUUUCAAGGGAAGGAAGUCGGGUCUUCCUAAUUAGUUUAGCAAAUAAAAACAAAACAAAACAAA
Messenger RNA from Chrysemys picta bellii (western painted turtle), 5078 nucleotides. The record is from RefSeq and is a predicted model, not a curated record. NCBI's taxonomy places the organism in Eukaryota, Metazoa, Chordata, Testudines, Emydidae.